Messenger RNA from Talaromyces atroroseus, 6024 nucleotides. RefSeq lists its product as hypothetical. Gene Ontology annotation, biological process: regulation of transcription by RNA polymerase II. The transcript is spliced from 2 exons. Gene Ontology annotation, cellular component: Set3 complex. NCBI's taxonomy places the organism in Eukaryota, Fungi, Ascomycota, Eurotiomycetes, Eurotiales, Trichocomaceae. The record is from RefSeq and is a predicted model, not a curated record. The coding region runs from base 1 to 6024 and encodes 2007 amino acids.
AUGUCCUCGCGUUUUCCCCUUUCAUCCGGGUAUUCUUCCCGCGGCGACCGUUCACCUCCCCAGCGCUAUUCAGACCGUCGCCCUUCGUUGCCACCGGGUCCGCGAGAUGACCCCAAUCUCACGCCAUUAGGCCGUGAGCCUCCACGUGGUCCUAAAGCAUUGAUAGACCCUCCCCGUGGAGGCCUGUACGGUGGUCGUGGCCGAGGUUAUCCGCCGCGCAAUGACUUUCGUGAUCGCGAUCGAGACCGAGACAGAGAUCGCGACCGUGAUUUCCGGGAUGGACCGCCGUUUCGUAGAGAUGACCGCGACAGGGACUGGAAUCGCAGAGAUCGCAUGGAUCGCAUGGAUCGUGAUUUUGAUAUCCGCGAUGGCCCACGUCCGUUCAGGCGUUCCCGGUCUCCUCAACCUCGCGAUUCGCGAGAUUUCCGAGACUCCCGUGACCUCGGUCCUCCGCCUCGAGAUGGGGACAUUGUUCGCAUGCGUCGCAAUUCUCGGGAUAGCCUAAUUUCAAGUUCAUCUAAUCCUGGCGAUGGCCCUCCUGGCAAUCAGAACAUGGGUCAUCCUCCUCCCAUGCGAGGUGGCGGCCUCGGGCGCGGUCGUGGUCGAGGCGAUUGGGAAGGUGGUCGAGGGCGUGGCCGAGGGCAUUAUAUGGAUGAUCGAGAUGCGUUCCGCCGUCGAAGUAGAUCUCGCGAUGGAUGGUGGGAUCGUGAUAGAGACCGAGACUUUAGGGAUCGUGACCGUGAUCGGGAUUUUGACCGGCGCGAACGGUUUGAUCGACGAGACGAUGAUAGACGGCUAGAACGCGAUGAUCGUGAUCGACCCCUUGAGCCGUGGAAGAAAGAUAUUCCUCCAAUCCGUGCUGAGCCCCGUGUCCCUUCUGGCCCGAGGAGCAGUUCAAUUCCGCCAACUGGUCCGUUGGUUCUCCCUAGAGGCGAAUCCAAAGGUCAAGAUCAACCAAUCUCGGAUCCUUCUCGCAAGUCUUCUAUGUCUACAACGCUACCACCUACAAGAGAUCCUCGUCGAGACUCUGAUCGACCAGAGCUUCCUAUGUCAAGAACAGAAAUGCUUAGAGAGUCUAUUGCGCCAAAGGGGUCACCGCCACCAUCUGCACCCCAGGUUCCUGCUUUUGGGUCUGUCACUCUGCCAUCAAGUCUUUUAUCAAUCGAAAAGCCAGCUCAGCAGCCGUCUCAAUCCCAGCCAGCAGUAUCUAACAAGCCUGACCGGAGUCGGACAGAUGCCAUAUCUUAUACGACUGCCAAGGAGGCUCCUAGAGAAGCCCCAACGGAACCCAAAGCUCACCGGGCUGAUAUCAAGACUCAUUCUGGAAUUCCUUCUGCCAAAGAAAGUGUUUCCGACUCUUGGUCUUCACAGGAUGUACAUUCUCGUCCCGAGAAGUCAAGCCAGGUUGUUUCUCCUCCUACUGCACCGGCGGCUUUACUUAAACGAGAACCUGUUGCCUCUGCAGCUGUUACCACUACUGCUACAGGAGAGUCGCGAUUGCACCACGAAAAUACUGCCAGCACUUCGCCACCACUGGGUCCAGCUCAAGCAACUUCUCCAGUACUUUCACGAUCGCAAUUACCACCCGCAGGCCGCGGGGGCUCUCCACAGACCUCACCACAGAUGACUUUCACCAGUGUGCCUACGGGGCCUCGCGCGGGAGUCAGACAGCCUGUUCGUGGUGGACAUGCGAAGAGCAAACAAUGGCUUCGUCCUGGUUACAACCGUGUCGCUCCGACAGCUCCCUCCCUAGGCAAUCGGCGCGAGUCGCAUGAAGACAAGGAGUUCCACGCGCCACUCCUACCGGUAGAUGAGAAGAAGGAGUUCAAUGACGACCAGCCCGGCAUUGAAGAGAAAAUUGCGGACAAAGACACAUCAGAAAAAGUGGAGACACCCGCCGCCAAUGAGGAAGUACCCCAUGAUGCUAUAUCCUCGAAGUCUCCAGUUUUGAAAGAUUUGGAAGUGGCCGAGGAACAAGAACAAACCGUGGAUUCAAAACAUGAGACGGAAGACAAUUCCACACUGUUGCCUGAUUUCACACGCUCAAGUGACGAAGAAGAAGAGGAUAUAAACGAAGUUUUCACAGAAGAUUAUUUGCGGGAGCGAAAAGAGCUCUUUGAGAAGAGUAUGGAUGCUCUGCGAGCUGAAAUGCCGCCUCCAAUUUUGGAGGAUCCUGUUAUCGUCGAGUUGCUCAUGAAGGUUCAAUUGCUAGGCAUGAUAGUAGACGGCAGCGUUCCCGAAGAGCCUGAGCCGUCUGCUGUGGAGGCCAAUGUCGAUCGCUCAAAGAAAGCCAUUUCUGCGGAAAUUUACAAAGAAGAGAUGGACGUUGAUGAGGGGGUUGCUGCAAGCCCUGUCAAGACAGCUAUGCCAGCUGAUAGUGUUGACAAAGAGUCUAUCACUGUCGACAAUUUACCGUUUUUAGUCUCUGGUCCUCCAACGCCAAUUUCGGAACUGGAUGUCUUUCAGGAAAACAUCAAGACCCACGAACGUAUCCAGGAAGCGAUUCGCAACACAGUAGCGAAACAGCGCAAAGAUGCAUCAGAAAAGAAUAAACGCUUACGAGAAGAGUAUGCUGCCAUCUACAGACCCUGGCGAUUAACUGUUCGCGCGAUGGAUCACAAGAAAGACGAAGAGAGGAAAGGCAGUACGCCUAGUGCAGCCACGCCGCCCGUGACGCCCGCUCCUACUUCUGUAUCUGAGAGCCGAGCAGAAAGCCGACGAUAUAAGGGAAAUAGUGAACUUGACUUCCAGAACGCCCUUAAAGCGUCUGCUAUCUCCGCUCAAGAGGAGUCAGAACGUCGUCGUCUUAUGGAAGCUACAGCACGACCUGAUCUUGAAAAGGAGGCUGUUAUCCCGGAUAUGUACGAAAAGUACCAGGUUGAAGCGGGUAUCUUCAAAGAUACUAACAACAAGGUUGACCCUGCCGAUGCCUUGGUCGUUUACGGCUUCUUACCACCGCCAGAUGACUUUACGGUAGAAGAGCACAAGCUGUUUACUGAUGCUUUCAUGGCUUAUCCAAAGAAGUGGGGCAAGAUUGCUGACGAGCUACCGGGACGGACGUAUGCACAGUGUAUUAGUCAUUACUACAUGACCAAGGAGGAGAUUAAAUACAAAGCUAAAUUGAACAAGCGAUGGAGAUCACAACGACGCGCCAGGAAAUCAACUACCCGACCCAAGUCUAAUGCCCUUAUGUCUGAUUUGAAGGCGAAUGGUGACGAUGAGGAAACAGUUCAGAUGACGGAAACUGGUCGUCCUCGCCGUGCAGCAGCCCCGACAUUUGGAGGCGACGCCACCGAGGCCGAAACUUCACGCCGUGGUAAUGCUAAAGAAAGCGACCAGGGUGAGAAGCCUGCUAGCAGACGAGGUAGAGCCGGCGCCGGUACGCGUGGAGGACGGAGAGGACGAGGAGCUGCUGCGGCUGCUGCUACAACACAACAACAGCAGCAGCAACAGCCACCUCAGCAACCUCAACAGCAACCACCUCAGCUGCUACAGACUCCCUUGCCGAUACAAGCACAACAUCCUGCUGCAAUCGUCUCUCAACAACCGCUUAUUUCGACAACAAUUGCUCCGGGUGUCCCGCUCAUGGCGAAGCAGGAGCCACGGGUGAUUGAUGGCGCAAUGGAAACGGCAGUCCACGUCAAAGACCAGGAGCGAGAGAACGAGGAACUUCUUCCGAAGCCAAGAUCAUCUCGUGCUCGAGGCAAAGAUGCUAUCUACGUGUUUGAUGCCGCUGGCGAUCCAGAAGCCGCUGGUGGUAAAUCCGAGAUGGGCUAUGGCUCUAUGCAGCCAACCAGUUACUGGUCGGUUCCAGAAGUGCGAGAUUUCCCAAUUUUACUGGCUCAUUUUGGACGGGAUUUUGAGGGUAUAUCGAACUUCAUGAAGACCAAAACGCCGAUAAUGGUCAAAAAUUAUUACCAGCGCAAGAUUGACUCAGGCAAUAAUGAAUUCGAGGAAAUUGUCAAGGUUACUGAAGUCAAGAAGAUGCGAGGCGAACCCACUGGCCCCUUACCAACACCAAACCCAACUCCCAAGAGGCGAUACGAAGCUACUCCAUCUGCAGUCCAUCGACCACUCGCCCCGCACACCGACAUGGAACACGCCGAAGAUGGUCGCUUGGGCCACAAGAAAGCUUCGGCUACCAUGUCUCCUCCCGUCCAGGUGCGCCCUGCUCCAGAGAUUGCCACCGAUCGGAGCUUAAGUAGAUACCCUUCACUGGCUCAAGCAACUGGAGGGCCGCCUUCCACAAGUGCGAUCAUGCCGGACGACCCCUUGCGUAACAUGCGACAGUCUGGAGCUCCCCCUGCACAACCUCGGACCUUUCCGGGUCCUCGCAUGGGAUACUUUACAGAGGAUCGGCGCGAAGCACGACCGUCACGUGUCCCUGAGCUUCAGCCUUCUCCACGAGUUGCCCCUUCCACCCAAGGCCCAGACAUCAGUCGUCCUGAACCUUUGCCUCAGCAGCUCCGGGCACGAAGAGAUUUCCACGGCCCACCAACACAAUAUCAACCUGCACAAGUGUACAUGCAAGCCCAGCAGAGUGUCGUGGUGCAGCCGUCUGCAAUGUCAAGCUCGCACUCUCGACACCCUAGCCUUACCGGAUCGACAGCACCUGGUUCCCCUGCACAGAACAUACAAAGACAUACGCCCGACCUAUCGCCGAUUCGUCGAUCUUCAUUCGGUCAGGGCCAAUCUCAUCCAGGUUACUAUCCAUAUCCUUCUUCCAAUAUUCAUCCGAAAACCACUGUUUCGCCUGUCAAGGAGACACCGGCAUCGCAAGAGGCUCCGCGUCAAGUGCCUGCUAAGCGAUCGAAUAUUAUGAGCAUCUUGAAUGACGAACCAGAAGAACUUCCACCACGCAAGCGGUUUGCAAGUGAAAUGAUUUCGUCGCCUAGGAUGGCCUACGGUCAAGCGGAACCAUCAGGUCUUCGUCAUGAGGAGAAAGCAUCCUACUUCUCUCACACUCAGCAACAACAGUCUUCCCAGGGCCCGCCUCCACAUCAGGCUCCUUCGGGACGGCCAUCAUACUCAGAGUACUCUUCGUAUCAACCAUCGUCUCUUGGAAGUGCGUCUGCUGCUAGUGGACCACCGAACCACGACUGGAUGGCCAGGUUUGACCCACGCAGCCAAACUCAACAGUCUGCGGAACCCAUCCGUGCGACGCCGACGCCAGCCCCUCCUGCGCAGUAUGUUGCCAGUGGUGGAUACCAGCAUUCGCAAGCCCCGUCGAAUAGCCAACCUCCUACUGCUUCUCAGAGCAAUGCUUCAGGGGUAGGCCAUCGUGGCUAUCAAGGUUAUCCACCUCCACAUGGCCAAGGUGCACCCACACCGCCACUAAUAACAUCGAAUGGUCGCGAGUCUUCGAGUUCGGCUUACCGUCAUCAAAGUGUUGCGUCUCCGCCACCUCAUCAAAGUGUGCUGUCAUAUGGACCGCGUCCAGUGCAGUCUCCAGCGCAAUCUCCUGCCACCCCGUUGAACAUUCUACCGCCUCGCCAACAAUCCGGUCCUGGUUCUUCAUAUAGCUCAACACAUUCGCAGGUGUCUUCCCCUCACCCCUUGUCAUCUCAGCAUCGAGCAAGUCAUGGCGGCCAUCAUUCAUACCAACAGCACGUCCAGGCAAUGGUGAACGGACAGCAACCGGCAUCGGUGCCGUCUGGAGGGCGAGCAUCGAUGAGUAUAGCUGGAGGCGGCCCGCCUAAUACUGCCUCCCCAUACAUAACACCGGCUCACUUGCCGCCUUCACAGCAACAACAGCAUGGAGGUGGUCCUCCUCCUUACCGUCCUGGCCCUGGCUCACUUAGCAACGCUUCUCCAUCGUCAACCCUUGGUAUCGUUCGGCCUUAUACCCCACCGUCAACAAGUACGCUAGGCGGAAUUUCUUAUACCGCCAGCGGCCCCCAUGCUCCUGCUGCUACUGGUGCGCAUAUACAUCACACUCCAUAUUCGCAUCCUCAUGACUCUCAUCCUUCCGCCACUCAUCAUAGAGUAUACAGUCAAGGAGGAUCAGCGCCUUCAUCACGGUAG